Tigriopus californicus is the source of this 2269-nucleotide messenger RNA. Its product is annotated as glutaminase kidney isoform, mitochondrial-like. Gene Ontology annotation, biological process: L-glutamine catabolic process. The record is from RefSeq and is a predicted model, not a curated record. The transcript is spliced from 13 exons. Bases 228 to 2099 code for a protein of 623 amino acids. Lineage: Eukaryota; Metazoa; Arthropoda; Copepoda; Harpacticoida; Harpacticidae. Gene Ontology annotation, molecular function: protein binding; glutaminase activity.
AGAUGACCUAUUCUUAUUGAAGCAACUUUUGCCAAUGUAGGUGUGAGUAUCAUUAACUUUGGUGCAAGCAGUCCCAGAGAUCAGAAUCGGCGCCCUUCUCCGCGCAUUGGAUAUCCAACCGAGGCUUGAGCAUCGCUUUUCCAAGAAAUGACCGCGCACCAUUCUGAGAUCGAACGCGGACGGAUCUUUUUCUUGUCCAGAGGUUCGUGAUUGCUUGAAGGGAGAAGAUGCCAAGAUCGGGAAGUUCCCGCUCGGGAACCCAAGGCCUGGACGGGGCGGAGGAGUACCUAUCCAUGCUUUUUGAUGUUUGCAAAUUGGAGGAUGGAAAAGGCUGCGUGAAAAAGCUUUUGGAGGAACUGGCCAGAACGGGUAUUCGAGGCAAGGAUCCAAGAUUGAAUAACAUGAUGCGUAUGUUGGAUAAUCUGAAGCCGCAUGCAUUGAAAACCGUGGAAAAAUUGAAGCUGGAUCCCAUCACUUUCAAGAGUGUGGUGGGUGAGAACAUUGUGCUCAUUACCAAGGCCUUCCGCAAUCAAAUGGUCAUCCCUGCUUUUGAGACCUUCUGCGAUAACAUCACCGAGAUUUACGAAAAGUGCAAACCAUUAAAUCAAGGCAAGAUCUUUGAUGCCAUUCCACAAUUGGCUGAAGCGUCCAGAGAGAAAUGGGGUAUUUCUAUUUGCACUGUGGAUGGACAACGAUUUUCCAUUGGAGAUGUCACAGAACAUGUUUCUAUUCAAGCUUUGAGCAAACCCAUUACCUAUGCCGUAACCAUGAGUGAGUUGGGCACCGACAUCGUUCACAAAUACCAAGGGAAGGAACCAUCCGGACGAAAGACGAACGAAAUUGUUCUUGAUUUCAACAAUAAACCUCAUAAUCCCUUGAUCAAUUCUGGCGGCUUGGUCUCGGCUUCCUUGAUCCUUCAAAUGGUGAAACCAGAGUUACAAGACAUGGCUCAAAAGUACGACUACCUCUUUAGCUUGUUCGAGAAAAUGUGCGGUGGAGAAGUGGUCGAAUUCAAUAACUCCAUUUUUCUGGCGGAAAGAGCCUCUAUCGACCGAGACUACGCUCUGGCUUACUUCAUGCGAGAGAACAAAUGCUUCCCGCCCGAUGCCAACAUCAAAAACAUCUUGGAGUUCUACUUCCAAACUUGUGCCUUAGAAAUGACUUGCGACAGCAACUCGGUUAUGGCUGCGACUUUGGCCAAUAAUGGGACUUGUCCCGUCAGUGGUGAAAAAAUCCUGAGCCAAGAUGCCGUCUCCAAUACGUUAUCUUUGAUGUACAGUUGCGGAAUGUCCAUUUUCUCGGGUCAAUUUGCCUUCCAGUGUGGCCUUCCCGCCACAUCCUCUGUGAGUGGACUCGUGAUGUUGGUCAUUCCACAAGUGAUGGGUAUCACCUUAUGGUCGCCACCUUUGGAUAAGGUGAACAACUCGGUGAGGGCCGUGCAAUUCUGUCAAGAGCUCCUGAAGAAAUACGCCUUUCAUCGAUUUGAUGGUGUGGGUCGAAUCAGCAUGAAAAUGGAUCCAACGCUGAAGAAACAACCCUCGACCAACGAUUUGCUCAGUCAAGUGCUGUUGGCUUGCGCUUCCGGAGACUUGCUCUUCGUCAAGAGGUGCUUGUUGCAAGAUUUUGACCUCAUGAUGCAUGAUUACGAUGGUCGAACCCCACUUCAUUUGGCUGCUGCAGAAGGUCAUCUGGAUUUGGUCAAGUUCUUAUUACAAGUCGUCCGGGUUUAUCCCGAUCCCAAAGACCGUUGGGAACAAACACCGUUGUCCGAGGCCGUGAGAUUUCAUCACAUCAAAGUGGCUCAGUUCCUGAAGGAGUUCAUCAAUAAUAACCCCAACCAAGGACUGGAUGGCGUGGAUGUCUUUGAGGGAUUAGACAGCGAUGAUUAUGAGGAAGGCAGUGGCAUCAAUGGUGUCAACGGGACCAACGGAACCAACGGCAUCAACGGCUACGACUCUGGACACAGCCCCCCUGACAACAAGGACACCUUGUUGAUUGCAGCCCGGAAUAGCCGACCGGACCUGGUGAAUGGCAAUAUUACCAUGAUUAAGGAAACCAUCAACGAAUACAAUGAAAAUAGGUCUGGCACCGAAGUCUGAACCUAAGUUUGUGUGUAUGUGUGUAACAAAAACGCAAUCAAUAUUCCACUAAUUCCAAUUUCUCGAAUGUAUAUCCGUGCCUAGGUUUAAGGACUAGAAUGCCAAUGAAUCGUAAAAGAAUUAUCAGACACAAUGAAAAAUGAAAUACACAAUUCUACUAUUCAUGAUCA